CUAAUCUAUUUUCUCAAUGCGGAUAAAUGAUUAAACAAUGCCAUCAUCCAAAAAGUCGCUUUUGUUCCUGGUUUAUGUAUUAUGCACGUUCCGCGCUGCGCGCUCUGGGGACUUUGGAGACCCCAGACCCUGCUCUGGAUCACACUGUCCGGGGGGCAGAUCGUCCAGACCACCGCGACAGCACAAUCCGACAACACAGAGCAGAUCAGUAAAUCACCAUCAUGCUCCCUCCAGCUUUCCAUCGGAACAUCACGCAACGCUUUUGUCCCAGCGCGCGCGGUCUGGAGACCAGACGAGGGCAACGGUCCAGACGCGCGUCGCUGGAUUUGUUGGUCCUGUGUGCACAGACUGCGUUACGCCUCAAAGACCAGAUCAUGUUAUGAACGACACCAGAGAAUGUAAAGGAAUUGAGUGCCGUCUGCCUCUGAGGAUACGACCGAACCCCAGACCGAGACCCUGUGCUGGAGACGGGUGCGUGCUCGGGACCAGCCAGCCUCCCCUCAUCCAUGUGGCAGACAGAGCCGCUCAGUUUCUGGGGGAAUUUCCGGACAUUGGAUACCCCGCAUCAGAGAGUGGGGCUCCUCUGGGAGUUCAGCUCACUUGUGACAUCAAACCAGGAGAGAAUGAGGUCCCUGCCGAGGAUGCACUUAUCCUGCAUCUACAGCUGGCAAAGGGACAAGAGAAGCUGGUGGAGGCUUUGAGAGCUCAACAAGUAGUGAUCCGUGAUCUGCAGCAGAGACUGGGGGAACAGCAGGGGGCCCUCCUCUCCCAGCAGCGUGAGAUACUCGACCAGCAGCGCCGCAUGUACGAGCAGAUGGAUGUGGUGAAGGCUCAGUACGGUCUGCUUUCUGAGACCGUCAAGCAAUUCUCAUUCCAAGGCUUGCAAGGAGAACUGCAAAGCUAUUUUGAAAGCCACCUGGCCGGCCUGCAGAGCCAAGCACGUACCCACCUGCAAAAGUCCUAUGCUGUGCAUAAGGUAGAUGUGGAUGCCAAAGUGGUGAAUGUAGUUGGAGAUGCAGGGCACCCAGUGUUGGGCUGUCAAAUUGCUUGUGGGCCUGAAGAAUACUGCGACUUCCAGAAGGAUCCACCGCAGUGUGAAAGGUGCACUAUGUGUCCCCCUGGAUUCUUCCUGGUGUCACAGUGCUCCCCCAAUGCUGAUAGGAUGUGCCAGGACAGGGAUGAAUGCCUAGAAUUACCAAGCCUGUGUGGAGAGCGAGUAAAAUGUCUUAAUACCCCAGGUGGGUUUCGUUGUCUUGGUGUCUCUGAGAGGGAGAUGUCCGCAGGGCUGUGUGGUCAUGAGUACUUCUACAGUCAAGAACUUAAGGAGUGCCAGGCUUGUUCAGACUGUGAUGGCGAGCCUGUUGGCAUUCCUUGUACUUUCACCAGUGAUACUUUAUGUGGAACUGUGACUGAGAACAUGCUCUCACAGUCUUGGACGGCUUCGAUUGCCUUACCGCCUACAAAGUCGAAGAGUACUUCCAUCUAUCCAGGGCUACAGCUCAAUAUUCGUGGCAAAGCAGGAAACAACCUGUUGACCAACCAUGAUAAAACAUUUGGCAACAUUAAUGUCAUGUCUGCCUUCACUGUAAAACAUGUUAAAACCAAAGUAUAUGUUGGCCUUUAG
Molecule: messenger RNA, 1624 nt
Organism: Sinocyclocheilus rhinocerous
Lineage: Eukaryota; Metazoa; Chordata; Actinopteri; Cypriniformes; Cyprinidae
Exons: 5
Coding region: 38-1624 (528 amino acids)
Molecular function (GO): calcium ion binding; protein binding; heparin binding
Source: RefSeq, a predicted model, not a curated record